UCCACAAACAUUUUCUACGUAGUACAGCACUACCAAUGGAAGAUGGCGACCAGAGUCCUUCAGAGAUUUGGAAGUGGCCUGGAUCGGGCAAAAAACAGGGCCCGGUCGACGGGACAGAUAGUCAUUUCAAGCAGGGGUUUGGCAGCAUCGAGUAACAGAAACCGAGAAGACAGCUGGUUUAAAUCACUGUUUGUGAGGAAAGUAGAUCCCCGAAAAGAUGCACACAGUCAUUUGCUAACCAAGAAUGAGGAGAGCAACCUAUACAAAAUUCAGUUCCACAAUGUCAAACCAGAGUGCCUGGAUGCAUACAACCAACUUUGUGAGGAUGUCUUUCCAUCCAUCCAUGCUGAUAAGUACUACCCCUGUGAACUGGUGGGCACCUGGAAUACCUGGUAUGGAGAGCAAGACCAGGCUGUCCAUAUGUGGCGGUAUAGAGGAGGCUACCCAGCUCUUACUGAUUCCAUGAAUAAACUCAAGCAGAACAAGGAAUUUAUGGAGUACAGAAAGGAGAGAGGGAAGAUGCUUCUGUCUCGUAGGAACCAGCUCCUGUUGGAGUUCAGCUUCUGGAACGAGCCUGCCCCUAGACAAGGACCCAACAUCUAUGAGUUGAGGUCCUACCAGCUCAGACCUGGAACUAUGAUUGAGUGGGGUAAUUACUGGGCCAGAGCCAUUGGCUACCGGCAGCAUAACCGUGAGGCAGUAGGAGGGUUCUUCUCCCAAAUUGGCAACCUGUACAUGGUGCACCAUCUCUGGGCCUACAAAGACCUCCAGUCCAGAGAAGACACAAGGAAUGCAGCCUGGCAACAUGAGGGCUGGGACGAGGUUGUGUAUUAUACAGUUCCUCUCAUUCAGCACAUGGAUUCAAGGAUUAUGAUCCCAAUGAAGGCUUCACCGUUGCAGUAAAGGAAAAGAAAUCAGACAUUGAACCUCAAACCUUUUUAGCGUAACAAACGUCUAUAAAUAUUUCACUGCCAUGGUUUCAUCCUCCUGUCACUGUUGCCAAUGAACCCACUGUUUUGGAUUUAUUUCACAUAACCAUAUUAUGACUUUGCACCAGCAAACUAUAGGUAGUACUUGCAAAAUGCAUUUCAAAGACAAAGUUCAAGGCAAAGUUAACAGCGUCUUUCUUUCUGUGGCUGAAAUGCUCUUUCCUUAAUAAGAUGAAGGGCAGUGGCGUGCGCACAAACGUCUAUUUGUUCUUUGGUAGGAUGGGCAACAUCAGCAUAUGUAAA
Messenger RNA from Hypomesus transpacificus, 1232 nucleotides. It is a transcript of the gene nipsnap2, whose product is annotated as nipsnap homolog 2. Bases 43 to 903 code for a protein of 286 amino acids. Gene Ontology annotation, cellular component: mitochondrion. The record is from RefSeq and is a predicted model, not a curated record. NCBI's taxonomy places the organism in Eukaryota, Metazoa, Chordata, Actinopteri, Osmeriformes, Osmeridae. The transcript has 10 exons.